GUUUAUGGCAUGUCUUUCACAAUUUACUUGCGACAGGCCUUUUUUAGGUCUAUUUGUUCUAAAGUCCCGUAUGGUUAAGGCAAAUCGAUCGAUUCGUGAGGAGUGGCUUAGUAAGGAAACCAUUUAAAGUUGUCGCUUGUUGCUGUCGAAGUUAGCAACAGAUAAGGUUUAACACUUCAGUGGUAUUAAGUUGACAGCUUGAUUGUUGUUUAAAUAUGUGCGAUGAUAACGCAAGCUAACUGAUGUCAUUAAAUAUGGAUACUCUACCUGCUGAAGACAUUUUACUGUCCUGUAAAAGUCUCCAUGAACUCGAGGCUGUCACGGACCGGUAUGUGCAAAUGGCAAACAUUUUCAAAGGCUUGCGUUCAACUAACUGUGAUCCCCACAUCAUUCAGCGCAUUAAACUUGAACUUCUUGAGACACGUUCGAACCUGUUGAAUCUACAAAACACACUAAAGCGGACUGCUCGCCGUGAAGAGGAGUGUCGAGCGAUGACUCAGUUUAUCAAGAGCUGCCGUUUAUAUGAAAUGAUCGAUGACAUGUUACUCGAUAUAGCAUUUCAAACGAAUGUGGACUCUAAGCCUGGAGCCAGCAUUGAACAGCUCAUGACUACAAGUGGAGUUCAAAAGAGUUCAAUAGAGACGUUGCAAAGUACUGGAGCAGCUGCCACUGGUGCCCUAAAAUCGUCUCCAGAACGCCGUGUUACCUCAAAGCCAAAACUUGUUACCAACGAUGAGUUAGCUCUAGUUCCCAGUUACCUACGGGGUCGGAUAACACUCGAUAAGCUGAAUGAAACAUACGAAAUGAUUCGUGAAGUGACUGAGCUCAAAUAUCAGCUCUUUAAGAAGAACAAAAAAACAAUAACUACGGAAGAGAGGGAGGCCAUCACCCGAAUGCGUGCAGAAACUGUACCUACACUUAAAGGACAGCGUUUCAUCACGGUGGCUGAUAUUAAAUUUUUCAAAGACCGCAUGAUGCCAAAAGCUACUCUGACCCAUUUAUCGAUCCUACGGAGUUUGCAUCGGCUUUACGAAAUUAGAGAUAAGAACGUUCUGCGCAUAGUUAUCGCGAUUUGAACAAGCAAGUAAAGAGAAAAAGAUGGGAAAUCUCAUUCAUUUUAGCAUUUUUUUAGGGAAAAUCGAUUGGGGACUAUAUUGUUGUCAGACAUUUCUUGUCAGAAUUGGAGCGAGUAAUAGAUUUCAGUCUCACUUCGACAAACAGCACGAAUUGAGUCUGUAUAGCCAAUAGGAUAUGGGAGAUUGCCUAGAAAUUCCCUUACAUCGUCAUAACGUAUAUAUACGGUUAUAUGACUAUUGGUAAUUUACUGGAGAUAAGCUGACAAAAAAUAGCUUGUUUUAACCAACUGUAUUUGUUUAUGUGUGAAUGGAAAUUAAAGAUUAACAAAGUA
Molecule: messenger RNA, 1408 nt
Organism: Varroa destructor (honeybee mite)
Lineage: Eukaryota; Metazoa; Arthropoda; Arachnida; Mesostigmata; Varroidae
Product: SKA complex subunit 1-like
Biological process (GO): cell division; mitotic cell cycle; chromosome segregation
Cellular component (GO): spindle microtubule; mitotic spindle; outer kinetochore
Molecular function (GO): microtubule binding
Source: RefSeq, a predicted model, not a curated record